Neogale vison (American mink) is the source of this 3324-nucleotide messenger RNA. It is a transcript of the gene C3H2orf72, whose product is annotated as chromosome 3 C2orf72 homolog. NCBI's taxonomy places the organism in Eukaryota, Metazoa, Chordata, Mammalia, Carnivora, Mustelidae. The record is from RefSeq and is a predicted model, not a curated record. The transcript has 4 exons. Bases 1 to 861 code for a protein of 286 amino acids.
AUGGAGCGCGAGCUGGAGGAGCUGGUGGCGCGGCCCGCGCGCCCGGCAGAGCCGCCCUUCCAGGCGCUGGUGGAGGCGGCGGGCGGCCGCGGGCAGGUGCUGCUGGUGGGCGAGCUGUGGGAGCGCGAGCAGAGCCGCGCGCUGCUGCGGGACUUCGCCCGGGCAGUGUUCCCGCCCGAGCAAGCGGCGGGCAAGCCGGGCAGCGCGGGGGCUGGGACACCAGGGGCCGGGGCACCGGGGGCGCAGUGGGCGCCCGGGACGGCGGGGGCGCGCGCCAUCCGCUCGCCGCUCGUCUUCGUGCUGUGCCGCGCGUCCUCGCUGACCGCCCGGGAGCCGCGGCGCCGCCUGCGGGAGAUGCUGCGGGACGUGCGCGGCCGCCGGCGGGCCGGGGCGGCGCUGGUCGGGGUGCUGGUGGCCGAGGCCGGGCCCGAGGACACGGUGGCGCCAGGGUUGCGGCUCCUGGAAGCGCUGCUGCGCACAGUGUUCGGCCGCCAGGCGGGGGGCCCAGUGCAGGCGGCCGCCUAUUGCCCUGGCCACCCAGCCUCCAGCGUGGCCGUCCAGGCGGCCGCCUGCAGGGCGCUACAAGCAGCCGGGUCCUCGCGACCAGUCUCAGGACCCUGGGAGAGACCAGGCCUCCCAGCACUGCUGGCGUGCUUUUCCUGGGGUCCCUGGAGCCGGGGGAAGGAUCCAGAUGCCACCUCCCCCAGUGACCCAGCUCAGGAUCACCUCCAGGACACUGAGGAGGAGCUGGCCCUGACAGCCAUAUGUCCCAACGGAGACUGUGAGGACCACAGGAAGGGGUCGAGAGCCUGUGAUGGACUUGUCCCUGCUCCUGCUGACCCCGCUGUAGACUCCAGAUGAGGGCUGGAUCACCGGGCCCCCCGUGCUCUUAACCUACACACUGGGGACUGGCUCCUUCUCACUGAGCCCCCUUGCUUCCAUGUUGAACUUGGAAUGGUGGUAACUACAAAGGCCCCACCUGUCGGUGGGGGGCUGCUGCAUUGAACCAGCUACCUGCCCACCCCCACCUCACAUUUGCUCACUCCCCGAUCACAGUAGGUUAUCUGGCCUUUCCGUACCUCAGUUUUUCUAUGCCAUUGGGACAGGUGGCUGUCUACCUUUAGGCUCUGUGGUGCUGUGGCAGCCCAUGGUGUGUUUGCAUGAAAAUCCAUCAUUUCAAGUGCAACUGGAAAGAACUCUGGAACGGAAGUCAUCAGAUCGGGAACGGGGGUGGCCUUGGACAUGUCACUGAACCUUUGGAGCUUCUGUUUCUCAAACACAUGAUGAGGCUCUGAGCCCAGGGGCUCUCAACCAAGAACCAGGCUGCCAUUCCAGGCAGCACUGGAAAGGUGUGUGUUUGAGUGUGAGAGUGAGUGUGUGUGUGUGUGUGUGUUGUGCAGGGGUUACUGUGACUAUGUGGUACCCCUGGCACUUAGUGGGUUUCUCACAACCUAUGGUACAAUCUCUAACAGUAAAGAUUUGUUCCACCAAAAUUGCCCAUCAUGGCUCCUUUGAGAAACUGAGUGAGCCAAUCCCUUCUCCCUGGGAAAUUCUAAGAGUACCCCGCCCCCAGAAGAGAGGGUUGGGCUUCCUGAGACCUUGGCUCCCAGAGCAAAGCCAAUAUAAAGAUUGCACUGCUGCCCUGGGGGCCUGUUGGGUCAGAGCAAAGACAGCCACCUGCUUUGCAUGCCCUCUUUCUUCCUCCUGUUGAUGUUGACUUUCUGUGCCAAAUCCUUUGAGAAUAAGGAUGCUGGGAACUGCCCAUGACACCAAACAAGAAAGAUAGGAGUGUGCAUUACAAGGACAUGGGACUUUCUCUCCAUUUCAGGCCCUUGUCCAAGGUCAAAGCAGAUCCAGCCCAGAGGUGCCAAGUUCCUGAAUCCUUUUUUCUCUGUUUACGAGACAGACGGGGUUGAUGAUGAUGUUCCCUUCAAAGCCAGGAAAGCCAUCUGUUCACUCGUAGAAGGAACUCUGCAUUACCUCCCUUGCCUUCCUCGCCUGCCCCUGGAGAAAUGCAGUCUUUGGAAUGGCAAAGAGCAGCUCCUGGUUUGCCUUGGUAGGAAGCACUGUCUAAGGGAAGCAGCUAAAUUCAUUCAUUUGGGCAUGAUUUGCUCUGCAGACAUGCAGCGGGCCUAUCUGCCCAGGAUUCUACAAGGUUCUGCAUACCUUCCAGUAGUUACUUUGGCUUUCAUGUCUGGUACCAAAAUGUGGAAUUGGAAACCUGUGGCUGAGGGGCUGUGUGAUAUCAAGGUGGGGCUCCUGGCUCUAGGCCUCAAUUUAUUCUUCAUAUUAAGCAGCCUAAUUCUAUCCCUUCUUUGCCUCAUGGGGAUAGCAUGAGGGCAGGCAGGGUGACCUCUUAUUUGGGGUUGGUUAGCAGCAGGUGUCAUUUUAAUAAUGCAAAGCUGUCUCACCAAUACGUAGACCCAGCUGACCUUCUACACAAGAAUGAACUCAAUGGAUUACUGUAGAUUUUGUUUUGAAAUGGGGAGACUGGUAUUUCCAAAGCUGCUCUAUUUUUCUAUAUGGGAUCGAGUUUUUUAUCUGGUUGGGGGAGAGCCUUUAUUAAGGUGGGAAAUUACCUAAGGCAGAAGUUACAAAGCACAGCCUCUGCUGUGUUUAAAAACCUGUUGUAUUUGUUGCCAAUAUUGGAAACUUGAGAAAUUGCACAUAAAAAAUGUAGCUUGCUGGGUAGAGGACAGGGCAUGCCAUCACAUCCAGUUCACUGCAAUCUCCCUCCCCUGGGUAGAGCCCCCCUCCCUCUCUACUUCACUCGUACGUGCCACCUGCCUGGUCCUGAUGAACAUUCAAGUUCGCAUACCUGUGGGGUAAAGAGUGGUCUACGUAUAAGUUUUUCAUUACUUUCAGUAUCUCUGGUGACUAGCUAAAGACAGAAGGUCUUUCCUGAGGUUCGUGUUGUGCUUCCCAACCGGGAAACACGGGACUGGACUGAGAGUCUUCAGGGCCCACGUUGGGUUUCUCAACAUGUGGCUACACAUGAUCUUUUUAGAAAUAAUCUAGUUGGUAUUUUUCUAGCAGACACAAGAGUUAGGUGCUAGAAGGGAUGACCUUGGUGGUAGGUCUCUCUUCCCUGAGGACUUUUACAAGGCCCGAAGAUUGCGGUGGGCCUGUCUUGGAGUAGAGGCCCCGAAUGGGGUCAGUGGUACUGGGAGCCAUUGGCGGGGAUCUCCAGCCAAGUCACACUUUGGGCUGAUGGGUAUUAAUCCUUCUAAUAUGGGAGUAGUUGUGCUGCUUCUGACUUGAAUCAAUUAUUAAUUCUUUCUAUCUAAUAAAACCGAACAGUACCUCACGGCUGUCUAAUCAAAA